AUCGCGGAAUGGUAGAUAUGUAUCAUUGGUUCUGUUACUCACUAAUUUUCUGCUUUACAAUGAAAUUUUCAUACCAUAUUUUUAUCCGGUAUACUGAUCACCAAAACUGGGGAAGAAGAUUCGACAGUGGUCAGAAAACAGCUGGGAUAUGUCGAUUCGAGCGACGGAGUAUUCUUACGCCAGCGAAUUAGCGGUCCAGAAAAUGCAGCAUCUUGUCCUGGGAACUGCGCACCGCUAAUUUAGAUCAAAUGUUCACUGGAAUUCGUCUGGGUUCUCGCUGUGAUGCUGUUUACAAGUUAGUAUGUGAUGAUUCUUUAAAACGAAUUUCACUGAAGCGAGAAGUUUUAGGUCCGUAAGGUCAGAUCUAGAGCUUUUCAAAGCCCUCGGUGAUGUUUCGGUAGGGACUUCUUAGCUUUGUUGACGUUCUACUCUGUGCCGGAUCUAUUGCAUAAGCAACGUACAAUAUUGAUCGGAUUAUCAUUUUAUUCGUAAGAAUCACAUAUGCACUUAUCUGAAUAAAUCUUGACGAUAAAAAAUGAUGAGAACAUUUUUUCGGAUCGAGAGAUUUUAAAAUUUGGCGUUGGACAUCAUAAGUGAUCUGCAUUUUGUUAUUUGAGCGGAGGUCGCGCAUACUAACUUUUUAUACUAUACUCGUACAGUUUGUAUACUCGUACAGUUUGUAUCUAGAUGUUUUUUUUUCACUGUCUUGUUCAAACCAACAUGAGCGGAAACAACUGACAAUUAAGAUGAUUUUACGACAUUCGCGAACCUAACAAACACAGAGAUCGACAGAAAAAACUACGGAAACAAGCAGCCAGAAUCCACAGGUGGCACACGAACGAGCUCGCUGGUUAAGGGCCAAACGCAGAGCGUUGUAAGGACAAGCCCCCAGAUUGCUUCGGGCAUAACAACAGGAACAUCCGACCGCAAACAUCCGCGCUUCCUCAGUCCGUCUCCAGAGCCUGGGAGAUCCACGUUCGUUCCAAGAUACCCCAACGACAUGAACAACGACAGUUUGUAUACAAGAACUAACUUUGUAUACUCGUACAGUUUGUACAGCAGCUACUGCAUGUAUGUAUAGCUUUUGCAAAUUAUAUUCAGGUGAGGAUACUGAUUACAAAACAUUUAUUACGAAGUACGCAUACAACAGUUACUGUAUAUCCAAUACGAGUUUUUGUGAACAGUUAUAUCCAAUACGAGUUUUUGUGAUAUCUACAAUCCUAUUUGUGAAGCUUAAUGCACAUUAGACGAUUACAAUCAGGCGAUCUGAAUCAACACCAAAGACUUUGAUUCAUAAAGGUGAUUUCUUACCACCUUCCGCAUUACACAGCAAACUACUACAGUACAACUCUGCAAGUAACACUUCACGAGUAACUUAUACAUGGCAGGCAAGCAAUAAUUUCACCGCUGAUCAAGGCAUUAUCAAGCCGAAAAUUUUGUGCAUUAUACACCAACAAAUCCUUCGGGGAUUUACUUUCUUAAUCAGCGACAAGUGAUAUUGCGCGCGGUAGACGGUUUGAAAUUUUCAUCGGAUUGUGUUCACUGGAUGUGAAGGUUUCGCUUACUAGUAUUUGUUGCGACAAAGUGCUAGUUUUCACGUAAUUAUAUUCGCACAGUUUGUUUAUUGGAACCGCUUUCUUCCGUGAGACAGAUUAUGGUUAAAAGAUGACUUCUACUGCAGUUAGACAAUAUACGGUUCUGUUUGUUCUUGGGACAAUAGGAGUCGUAACGGCAGUUCUGCCGGCGGAUCUGGCAUCCAAAGCUGCAGUAAACAGCAGCGACACAAAUGACGCAGUUGAUAAACCUGCACUGCUGAUACCGUUUGGAAAGUUUGAAGCAACAGAUCAAACAGAAAACUUUGCCAAUUACCGGUCAAGCCUUAAUGUGGAGUUUAAAGGAUUUUCCGCAAAGCACUUGAAAGGCAAAGUGCAACACGAAUUUAGCCGCAUAAACAGCACAACUUACGCUCAUGCAUUUUGGAUUGUGGAUACGCCAUACAAGCAAAAUCUACCGUUUGAACUUGGCCGCGAAUAUCCACACAGCUACAAUGGGACCGCCUUUAAGUACCGGUAUUACCAAGAGCCGAGUCAGCUUGGUUUACAUGCAGUGUUCCAUGUUCCGGCGGAUAACCCACUCCCUAUCGAACAUUUGUACACAUCCAGCUCAGAAGGUUUUAUUUUGACGUACAAAAUCGGAGAUAUGAUAGCCAAACGCUCAUACAAAAGGGUUUAGAGUAUGAAGAAUUACCAGACUACGGCCUUCUUCCAUUACUCCGCAAGGACUUCAGCUCACACAAUGCCGGCCUUUUUUGUUGAAGAAAGUGUAUAUCUAACUAUUCGCUCGCAGCACAUCGUAGCCCAUUUUUCAAUGGAUACGACUAAGCAUUUUGCUGCACUAAUUUUUCGACACUCUUGGAGAUGCACUUAAUACUUGACACUCUUGAAAUGUGUGCACCAUAUCGUAAAACAAAAUACAUUAACUUUCACAAGCAGUGCCGUCCAGAUGACAUACUGUCUAAUUCUUUGAACUUACAUUGUUAGUCACCUUUUGUAAUAAGGUGACUAACAAUGAAUGAGAUUCUGAAAUUCGAAGAUAUACCCCUUUAUUAAUGCAC
Messenger RNA from Paramacrobiotus metropolitanus, 2614 nucleotides. Its product is annotated as secretory-abundant heat soluble protein 1-like. The transcript is spliced from 5 exons. The record is from RefSeq and is a predicted model, not a curated record. Bases 1666 to 2232 code for a protein of 188 amino acids. NCBI's taxonomy places the organism in Eukaryota, Metazoa, Tardigrada, Eutardigrada, Parachela, Macrobiotidae.